Messenger RNA from Oikopleura dioica, 804 nucleotides. The record is from the annotation of a GenBank genome assembly. Lineage: Eukaryota; Metazoa; Chordata; Appendicularia; Copelata; Oikopleuridae.
AUGGUUUUCAAGAGCGGUCUAACGAAGGCGGAGCAAGAGAAGGCACAGAAUGAGCUCAACGAGGAUCCAGCAACGAUAAACGAAAAAUUGAAGAGCUUAGGAGCAAUUCUCGUGAUAGAUUGGCCGGAAGUUUUUGGCGAUUUGAAAUGGACACCGGAGAUCGAAAAAGUCUUCGACUCUGGCGUUAUGGAACUUCUGGAGCCGGAAGAUGAUGGAUGCUGGGUUCUGACUUCUGCUUCGGGCAGGUGGGAUCCUGCUGAAAUUCCGGCUCAUGCUCUUCAUCAAGAAAAAGGUUUCAAACUAAAGCGAGACGCAGAUGUACAUGGAAUUCGCUUCAUUAUCGAUCACGGUGGAAUGAGCUGGAGUCGAUUUCGCGCUGUCGGUCUCAAAUCAGCAAAAAUGGGAGGGCGUUUCGAUGCCUGUUCGCCCUUCAGAAACAAACGAUCAUUCGUUUUGAAUUGCCCAGGUUGGCUCGAGACUGUAUUCAACAUCGUCAAAAAGUUCUUUUCGAAGAAGACUCUCGAGCGAGUCGUCAUUUUGCCGAAAGGAGCCGAUUGGGAAGAGCUCUACAAAGAAGUUCCUAAAGAACGUUUGCCUGAGUACUUGGGAGGAACAGCACCAUCUUGUGAACAAGCUUGGAUAAAGGAUUUGAAAGCAAACUCGAAGCGAAUAGAGAAGAAGUUUGAGUUUAUGAAGGCGCUCUGCGAUCCAAAUUUUGUCCCAGAAACAGACGAAACUGACAAUGAGCUGUCAGAAGAAAUGGCCAAGUUAGAAGUAGAAGCGAAAAAGGGAACCCUCUUCUAA